CGGCAAAGCUUUGUACAGUCUGCUCUGAGUGACUGGAAGGAACUAUAACUGGUCGCAGCUGCCCCCCAACUCGGAUUGGUCAGUGCAGCACGUGACCCGUGUGGAGGCGCUCGGUUGGGUCAGUGCAAUGGCUUCUAUCAGUGAUGGCAACACAGAUGCCCUGGUGGCCAGGUUCAAAGUUUUGGAAGAGACUGUGGGUAAACAGCACAAGGAAAACAGAGCUCUGAAGAAAAAGGUCCAGAGUUACCAUUCCCUCAACUCUUUAUAUCAUGAAGCCAAACAGGAGGUGAACAGCCUCAAACAAAAACUGCUGCUCAAGGAAAGUCUCAUCCAGAAGCUGAUGGUCAGCCAGGCCGCCCUUGGGGUUGAGGAACAUCAAGUGAGUUCUUCUAAGUCCUUGGUGGAGAGCUUGGUGGAGCAGUUGUCCUUGAUGAAGAGCAAACUGAAGGAGACGGAGAGGACUUGUCAGGAGAAGGUGGAAUCAUUGAGCCAGGAAAUUAAGAGGCUACAUCGGCAGCUGGAAGAUAAGGAUACGCAGGUCCUACAAUACGCCAGCUGGCCUCAGCAUGAGAAAGAACUGGAAAUCUGUCGCCUUCAGCAAACACUGACUGAUAAAGAGAGAGCUCAGGCCACCAGUGAGGUCCUGUGCCAGUCCUUGUCUGAUGAAAGCCAACAACUCCGACGCAAACUGGCCACCACAGCGGAAAUGUGUCAGCAGUUGGUCAAGUGUCUCGAAGAAACACAGAGAAAUUCAACUCGGAACGUGGAGCAGCCAGUGCACACAGAAAGGCCCAACAAGAUCCUGAAUCUAGACGGCAGCAAUGAGUCAUCUCUCAGCAAACUUCAGGAAGAGAACCGUUUAUUAAAACAGAAAGUUGUUCAUGUGGAAGAUUUAAAUGCAAAGUGGCAGAAGUAUGACGCCAGCAGAGAGGAGUAUGUUAAGGGGCUACACCUUCAGCUGAAGGAGCUAAAGGCUCGUAGCGACCUCAAGUCAUCCCAUAGUGCCCACACCCACAAGGAGCUCCUGCAAAAAGAGAUCAUCCGGCUGAACAAACUGUUGGAGGAGAGGAUGAACGAGUGCACCAAACUUAAACAAGAGAAGGAAGAAAUGGCCGGUGCUAGAAUUGCAGAUUCAGAGCGUAUACAGGUGCUUGAGCAGCAGCUGCUAGUUUACAAAGACGACUUCAUAUCCGAGAGGUCAGACCGAGAGAGAGCGCAGAGUAGGAUACAAGAGCUCCUGGAACAACUUUCUACCCUGCAACGCCAAACACGAAGGAUGGAGGAUCGAGAGACAGCUGGGAAUUUCCACAUUUUUAUCUCCAACAAAAACAAAACCUUUGUGAAGAAGAACACGACAGAAGCCCUGAGGGGCAGCAGCCCUGAGCACACAGAAGGCAGGAGACAAGUAGCACCAGCUGAAGCGGCAGAAGCACAUAGGAACUCUACCUCUGAGAGACGAGGUCAGGAUGAGCUCCAGUGUCCUCGCUGCUUCAGGAUUUUCAAGGACAGACUUGGUGACAAUUUACUUGAGCACAUCUCCGAGUGCUGCCAGUGAACGCAGCUUUUCUGUUGGCCACUGUUUACUUAACCACUACGUGGCAUGGGCUUUGAUGGUCCUGUGUGAACUUCGUUAAAUCUAUUCCAAAAUGCUGCUACAUCCUUGUUUGGGGUUUGCUGAAGUACUGUAACAAAGGAACAAAUAACUACAUUAGAAGAAGAAGUCUUUUCAAUACUUGAAGAAAGGUUCUAAACCUGCAAGAGUACAAAGGCACAUAGUGCAGGAAUGGGUGGAUAGAGCCUCGAUGAACUCUAUGAAGAGAUCUAAAGGAAUUAGGCAAAUGUCGGAAAACAAUAUUUCAGGAUAAAGCACGGAAAGCCUGGAAUACAUUUUCCAUUUCCGAAUGGACACAAAACAGAUUUCUUGCCGCACAAUUAUCCAUGAAACCUGCAUCAUGUCAAAAUAAAAACCAUAAGCAAAUUUCAUAGAUCAGAACUAGAUUUCUUUUAGAAUCCGGGAUGCAUCACAUACGUCAUUUUUUAAUUCAGCCAAACAGCUAAACCUUUGCUUUGGUCAGGUACCAAACUAAAUCUUAAUUUGCAUACGUGGACUGGAGACAAACCAAAAAAAUGGCAGUAAAAAUUGUUGCAGGAUCCAGCUUCUAUUCGAUUGAAUACCUAGGAUUCCAGUCUUGCAAAAAGUGCUGGGAGUCUGCCUGGGUGCAUCCCUAGAGUAGAGAGAGGGGUUGCUCUGUGGAUGAGAAAGCCAUCAUUCUGAAUAUUUUAUUUAUGUAUGUUUUUGGAAGAUUUUCAUUUUGAAAAGAAUUUUAUUUUCAAAUUUUCAAGUCAAAUCUAGAAAAUCUUUUAUUGGAGUUUACAUUAAAACUAUACAAAGUUUAUACAGACACCUCGUUUUUGCAUAACCUCACAGACAUAGGAAUAUCUCAUAUGAAAAACAUAUAAGUCGUUUAAACAAUCCAUUUCAUUUACAUUUUAUUGGCAAAUUCAAUGUAUUUGUGUAUUUAAUUGCACCAAAAAUAUUCAGACCGUUUGAUAUACCUCAGUAUCCAAUGCAUAUUCUUACAAAGUGCCGCCCUGGUGCUAUAAUGUGCAACGUUUACAUUGAAAUAUUUACACAGAAUGUCAGUUGGAGGAAAAUCCCAUUUUUGUUUAAAGGAUUUCAAGGGCUCUGGCAUUUUGGGGUUUCCAUUGUUUAUUUUGAAAUGUUGUUCAGGAUGUUGUGUGAUGGCAAAUGACACGUGGCACUCGCUUGUGUAGGGAAAUGUAGCCCGUCCAACCGGAAAUUUGGGCCUUUAUCUCGUGCUUUUGUAACUGAUAACAUCUCUUUAUAACGCUGACAAAUCUGUCCAUGCCAUCAGGGAAACAUUUCUUUUUUGUUUUACAUAGUCUGAAAUCGAUCUAAUUUUUUUCAUACAGAUGACUUUUGCACUGAAUUGUUAUGUACUGUUCAUAUUUAAGUUAUAAUAUGUAUAAAUUGUCUAUUUUUCUUUAUUUAUUUAAUGGUAUCCUAUUUGAUUCAACCCGAAAUCUUAUUUUUGUAAUAAAAACUCUAAAA
Xenopus laevis (African clawed frog) is the source of this 3073-nucleotide messenger RNA. RefSeq names its product TNFAIP3 interacting protein 2 L homeolog (gene tnip2.L). Bases 128 to 1555 code for a protein of 475 amino acids. Gene Ontology annotation, cellular component: cytoplasm. The record is from RefSeq and is marked provisional. Gene Ontology annotation, molecular function: K63-linked polyubiquitin modification-dependent protein binding. Lineage: Eukaryota; Metazoa; Chordata; Amphibia; Anura; Pipidae. Gene Ontology annotation, biological process: regulation of transcription by RNA polymerase II; toll-like receptor 2 signaling pathway; regulation of canonical NF-kappaB signal transduction. The transcript is spliced from 6 exons.